CUACCUCCCUCUCUACACUCCACAGAGCUCAACCAACUCUCUUCAAUGGCGUCUCUUCGCUUCUCUGCUCUAAUUCUAGGGCUUUCUCUAGCAUUUUCGCUAAUCUCACCGUCACAGUCACUGACCUGUACGUCACAGAAGUUCACGAACAACAAGCUCUACGAUCACUGCACCGAUUUAUCGCAAUUGAGCUCGUACCUCCACUGGACCUACGAUUCCUCCUCGUCUUCCCUCUCCAUCGCCUUCGUGGCUGCUCCGUCGAAGUCCGGCGGCUGGAUUGCGUGGGCCAUAAACCCUACCGGAGCCGGAAUGAUCGGCGCACAGGCUCUGAUCGCGUUCAAGGACUCGAACGGUUCGAUGAUCGUGAAUACCUACAACAUAAGCUCGUACAAGUCGAUUGUGCAAGAGAAGCUUUCGUUUGAUGUGAUGGAUAUGAGUGCUGAGUACUCGGACGGGACGAUCAGGAUCUUCGCGACGGUGGCACUUCCGGAUACGGCAGCGACGGCGGUGAACCAGGUGUGGCAGGUGGGGCCGUCGGUGACGAAUGGUUUUCCGGACAAGCAUGAGUUUCAACCGGCGAAUUUGAACUCCAAAGGAACCCUAGAUUUGUUGAAGAGACAGAGCAAUGUUGUUUCGGGAGGGGACUCGAGGAUUAAUAAGAAAAAUAUUCAUGGAAUUUUGAAUGCUGUGAGUUGGGGAAUCAUGUUUCCAAUCGGAGCCAUCAUCGCUAGAUACUUGAAAACUUUCCAGUCCGCGCAUCCUGCAUGGUUUUAUCUUCAUGUAAUCUGCCAGUUGUGUGCAUAUAUUAUUGGGGUUGCUGGUUGGGGAACUGGACUUAAGCUCGGAAGUGAAUCGAAGGGGUUUCAAUAUAUUGAUCAUCGUAACAUUGGGAUUGCACUCUUCUGUCUUGCAACUGUGCAGAUUUUUGCGUUGUUCCUAAGACCAAAGAAGGAUCACAAGCUUCGGUUUUACUGGAACAUCUACCAUCUUGGUAUUGGGUAUGCCAUACUCAUCCUUGGUAUCUUCAAUGUGUUCAAGGGGCUAAACAUGUUGAAUCCUGCAAAGAAGUGGAAAUCAGCUUACCUACUUGUAAUCGUUGUGUUGGGUCUUAUUGCAAUAUUGUUGGAAGCGAUUACAUGGGUCAUAGUUUUAAGAAGGAAGUCUAGCAAGUCCACCAGGCCCUACAAUGGAUACAACAAUGGCCAAGACAGGCAACAGCCCCUUGCCUCGUGAGAGUCAUGACAGAGUCUUGGAUUCUGUAAUCAUCUUCCCUCCUUCCUCCGGCAUUUUCAGAUGUCACAAUGUUUAUUUUUAUCUAUAAGAGCGACGAACUUCUGUUUUUUUGUUCAUCAUUUGCAUUAUGUCUUGGUCAUACUUCAUACUUUUGGAAUAUCCUUUGUAUAUAUACGUGGGGAUUGAUCGAUUCCUGAUUUGUAUUCCUUUGCCUCUUGUGAUCUUUGUGAGAUCCAAAUUUUCUUCUUUGGA
Molecule: messenger RNA, 1485 nt
Organism: Camellia sinensis
Lineage: Eukaryota; Viridiplantae; Streptophyta; Magnoliopsida; Ericales; Theaceae
Product: cytochrome b561 and DOMON domain-containing protein At3g25290
Source: RefSeq, a predicted model, not a curated record